Hippocampus comes (tiger tail seahorse) is the source of this 1013-nucleotide messenger RNA. It is a transcript of the gene psma4, whose product is annotated as proteasome 20S subunit alpha 4. Gene Ontology annotation, biological process: ubiquitin-dependent protein catabolic process. Lineage: Eukaryota; Metazoa; Chordata; Actinopteri; Syngnathiformes; Syngnathidae. The coding region runs from base 152 to 937 and encodes 261 amino acids. The record is from RefSeq and is a predicted model, not a curated record. The transcript has 9 exons. Gene Ontology annotation, cellular component: proteasome core complex, alpha-subunit complex; proteasome core complex.
ACAGUCAGGUGGCGCUGUUUGAGCCAGUGUCUCACUGUAGCGUCUACUCUCACACCGGUGGAAGUGUUAAACAGAAAGUACAAUAAUUUUCUUCGUUGGAUAAUACAACUUGCGCUUUUUCAUCGAAGGGUGGUUACUCGCUGACGAAGAAAUGUCUCGCAGAUAUGAUUCCCGGACAACCAUAUUUUCCCCUGAAGGCCGCCUGUAUCAGGUGGAAUACGCAAUGGAAGCAAUCGGCCAUGCCGGAACAUGUCUUGGGAUUCUGGCGAAUGAUGGGGUGCUCCUAGCAGCAGAGAGACGCAACAUCCACAAACUGUUGGACGAGGUCUUUUUCUCUGAGAAGAUCUACAAGCUCAAUGAGGACAUGGCUUGCAGUGUCGCAGGUAUCACAUCAGAUGCCAAUGUGCUGACAAAUGAACUGCGGCUAAUUGCACAAAGGUAUUUAUUGCAGUACCAGGAGCCAAUGCCUUGUGAGCAGUUGGUGACAGCACUGUGUGACAUCAAGCAGGCCUACACUCAAUUUGGAGGCAAGAGGCCGUUUGGUGUCUCCCUAUUGUACAUGGGUUGGGACAAACACUAUGGCUUCCAGUUGUACCAAAGUGACCCCAGUGGCAACUACGGUGGCUGGAAGGCAACGUGCAUCGGCAACAACAGCGCUGCUGCAGUUUCCAUGUUGAAGCAAGACUACAAAGAGGGAGAGAUGACACUGUCUUUGGCUCUGGCUCUGGCUGUCAAAGUUCUCAACAAAACCAUGGAUGUCAGCAAGCUUUCUGCAGAGAAAGUGGAGAUUGCCACUCUGACACGGGAGGACGGCAAAACAAAGAUCAAAGUGCUGAAACAGAAGGAGGUGGAAGAGCUGAUCAAGAGACACGAGGCUGAGGAAGCUAAGGCUGAGAAAGACAAGAAGGAGAAAGAGCAGAAAGAAAAGGAUAAAUGAACGCAAUGACAUUUCUUCAUGUCAGAUAGCCUCUUAUUGUUUUGUCUUUUACAUUAAAAGUUUGGAAUUACAUUGU